Messenger RNA from Penicillium malachiteum, 999 nucleotides. RefSeq lists its product as uncharacterized. NCBI's taxonomy places the organism in Eukaryota, Fungi, Ascomycota, Eurotiomycetes, Eurotiales, Aspergillaceae. The record is from RefSeq and is a predicted model, not a curated record. The transcript has 6 exons. The coding region runs from base 1 to 999 and encodes 332 amino acids.
AUGACUGACUACCAACUUCAAAUUCCUCGCACUGAGGUUAUCCUGAAAAAGUCCGAAGACAUUCUGGAACAGUAUGGCAAGUCACUUUUUGGAAAGACAAUUCUGGUAACCGGUGUUUCGAAUGAAUCAAUUGCUGGGGAGCUAGCUCUCCGACUCGCGACCGCCGACCCAAAGCUCCUCAUCCUCACGGCUCGUGCUGAGUCAAGAGCAAGUCCGAUCAUUGCUAAGAUCAAAGAGACAAAGCCAGAUGUCGCAGUCCGCUUUCUUAAUCUUGAGCUCAGCGAUCUAAGCUCAAUUCACAAGGCUAUUGACACCGAUCUGGCUGAUAUCACGAAGAUAGAUCAUGUUGUCUUCACUGCCGGAGUGAUGGCUUGUCCAUACAGCAUCACAAAAGACGGAUUCGAGAUGCAAUUUUGUGUCAACUACCUUGCCAACUUCUUGCUCACCAAGCUUCUGUUGCCUAAGAUUCAAUCUGCUGGCCCGUCCUCUUCAAUCAUUGUCGUGGCAAGCUCGGCUGUCAGGCAGGGUAUAAUCAACUUUGAUGACAUUGGAUAUAGCAACGGAAGUACUUACGACAGUUUCACUGCUUAUUGCCAGUCCAACGUUGCAAGAGUCAUGUUCGCCAAGAGCCUUGGCGAAAAGUUGAAGGAUCAAGGAAUUCGAGUGUAUAGUAUCGAUCCUGGCUCUGUUACCACUGGACUCCAACAGCACAUGGAUGAGGAUCUCCAAAAGAAGGUUGCGUCGAUGUUCAAAGACGGCUUUAUAACGGAUGUGGAUGGAAGGCCAUGGCAGCCCCAGCAGCGUUCCACCCGCUCAGAGGGAGCGUCUACGAUGAUUACUGGCAUGAUUGACCCAACUAUCUCAGGUCACAAUGGUGCUUAUUUGAAACAGAACGCCCUGGCUGAUGAUGAGCUGCACCGCCAUGUUCUUAAGGAAGAGAACUGGACCCGUCUUUGGGAGUUGAGUGAAGAGUUGAUUCAAGAAUCAUUUUCUGUUUGA